AUGGCCGAGGCUCUAGUUUCCAUUCUGGUAGAGGAGGUUGCUUUCAUAGCUAUUCAACAAUUAGACAAAGAGGUUAGAUUGGUGAAUGAUGUGGACAAACAUGUUAUACAGCUGAAGAACAACCUGGAAGCUAUUCAAGUUGUGCUUGAAGAUGCAGAAAGAAGACAAUUGGCAGAUCUGAAUGUGAGAAAUUGGCUUGACAGGCUGAAAAGCACAUCUUUUGAUAUGGAUAACUUGUUGGACAAAUGGAGCACUGCUAUUCUGAAAUUGAAUAUGGAAGAAAUAAAUGUUCCCACUCAGACUAGAUCCAAAUUAAAAAAAAUUACUCUGCGUCUUGAUAUUGCCCGCAAAAUCAAAGAUGUCAAUAGAAAACUAGAGAGAAUUGUUGUUGAGAAAGAUAGGUUUAAACUUGAUACAACAGUUGUGCAAGAACCUGUUUUGCGUCCAAAGACUACCUCUUUCAUUAAUGAAGCUGAAAUAUAUGGUCGUGACAUGGAUAAACAUAUUUUGGUGAGCAAGUUGGUAUCUGAGAGUAGUACUCAUCAAGAUAGACGACUGGAUAUUAUUCCUAUUAUAGGGAUUGGAGGAAUAGGGAAAACAACACUAGCCCAGCUUGUGUAUAAUGAUGAGAUGAUCAAGCCCCACUUUGUUACCCAUGUUUGGGUAUGUGUUUCGGAACCUUUUGACGAGAUUAAGGUUGCCAAAGCAAUUAUUGAAUCCAUUGAAGGUAAAACCCCAAAUAUCAAUGAAUUGGAAACUUUACUGCAACAUAUUCGCAAGUGUAUUGAAAGAAAGAGGUUUCUUCUUAUAUUAGAUGAUGUCUGGACCGAGGAUAAGCAAAAGUGGAAACAGUUAAAGCAAAGUCUUAGUUCUGGUGCGAUAGGAAGUAGAAUACUUGUCACCUCAAGAAAAAAAGAAGUUGCUAUCAUAAUGGAAGCGGUCAAUUACAUGAUUACCUUAGAAAAGUUGUCUGAAAGAUCAUUGUUGGUCAAUAUUCAAGCAACAAGCAUUCAUAGAGAGAAAAGAGGAAGAGUGCAAAGUACUGGAAGGAAUUGGUCAAAAAAUUGCCAGCAAAGCCAAUGGCUCACCCCUUGUUGCAAAAACAUUAGGAAGUCUUGUGUGCUUUAA
Humulus lupulus (European hop) is the source of this 1128-nucleotide messenger RNA. Its product is annotated as disease resistance protein RGA2-like. Lineage: Eukaryota; Viridiplantae; Streptophyta; Magnoliopsida; Rosales; Cannabaceae. Gene Ontology annotation, molecular function: ADP binding. The record is from RefSeq and is a predicted model, not a curated record. The transcript is spliced from 2 exons. Gene Ontology annotation, biological process: defense response to fungus. The coding region runs from base 1 to 1128 and encodes 375 amino acids.